AUGGCGGCCUCUGAUGUCGAAGACGGGCACUCUCGCUCAGCUUCUCCCGAAGACAGCGGGACUGAGAAUACUCAAAAUAACAUGGCCGAACCACCGUCCAAAGACGAAAAGCAGAAGCAAAACGGCUCGGCCUCCACUAACCCCAAGGACCCCAAUCGACCGAGACGUAAGAAGGCACGCAGGGCAUGCUACGCCUGUCAACGUGCCCAUCUGACCUGCGGUGACGAACGGCCCUGUCAGAGGUGUAUCAAGAGGGGUUUGCAAGACGCUUGUCAAGACGGAGUCCGUAAGAAGGCAAAGUAUCUCCACGAUGCGCCAAAUGAAGCUCUCAUGCCGGUGGUUGGCGGGAAUUUGUUCAAUCGGUCUGCUGCGAAACAGCGGAGUUCGACCAUCACAAGUGAUACUUCUUCGCAGCAACCAUACUUCCAACAGCCGCAGAAUUUCAACAACUUCCAGAAUACCCCUCAACAGCAGAUGCCCCCUCCGCUGGUGCACGAACGGAGCAUGAGUACGACGAGCUUUUCUCAGCACUCACCUCUGACCACCAAUUUUACUGGCAUGACCUCGCAAGUUGCUCUACAAAGUCCUGUCAUUGGUGGGGAUCCGGCGACUACCAAUGGCAUGGGAGGUGCUCCUUGGUCCGGAGCGCUGUUUGAGGAGCCUUCGCCGUUUAACUUUGAUAUUGCCAGCAUGAAUUUUGGCAAUCAUUACGGUGCGUUAGAGUUCGGUAUGCUUGGACACAUGGCCACAAACGCUGGGGAGACUCCGCCUAGCGACACCACAACACAUCGAGGUUCCAUGACACAACAGUAUCGAAUGCCUCUGGGUAGCUUCAGCGACAGUCCCACUGCACGUCAACAACUGUACAACGAGACCGCCAUGUUGUCGGACUGGUCCAACAAUUCGGAUCCGUAUAGCGCCCAUAACCGCCACAUGGCUCCAAACGCGUUCACCAUCGAGUCCAAUGCGGCACAUUGGACCUCACCAGACACCAGCGGUACCCCGGGUAAUGGUGUCAAGUUUGAAGAUUCACCACUGUUGACCAACCAGGGGUUACAAGCCCCGCCGACUCAUCUUGAGAAUGGCAACCUGACACAGCCGAACAAUUCUCUGGAUAGUCGACCGAAGCAGCCCCCUCCAAUAUCCACGCCACAACUCAAAGCAAGGUCUCAACUGCCCGCCAAACCGUUAAAACGGCCUCGAGAUCCCUCGUCAAUCUACACCUCGGUCACGCAACCCCAUUCGUACACUGCUGGCUUUCACAAUCUAGUCGCAUAUUGCCGGAAACGCUUCGCCACCCAACCUUCAAAGACACUUGCAAUUGCAAAGUCUCUGGCCUCUAUCAGGCCCUCAUUUAUUGCUACUACAAGGACGUUAAACCGCGAAGAUCUCAUAUUCAUGGAAAAAUGUUUCCAGAGGACCUUGUGGGAAUACGAGGGCUUUAUUGAAGGUGUGGGCACGCCGACCAUUGUGGCUCGGAGAACAGGCGAAAUCGCCGCAGUUGGAAAGGAAUUCCAGAUCCUCACGGGCUGGACUAAGAGUGUCUUGCUUGGCCGAAGCCCCAAUCUGAACGUGAAUCGAGGGCAUUCGGGUGCGACUCCCUCGGGCGGGUCGGGCACAAAUACUGCGAGCCGGACAGCGGGGUUCAAUACGCCCACGCAGCGCACCACCGAAGCCGAAAAUGGCGAGAAACGGUCUCAGCCGGUCCUUCUUGCAGAAUUGCUUGACGACGAUUCUGUCGUUCAAUUCUACGAAGACUUUGCAAGACUGGCCUUUGGUGAUAGCCGGGGCAGCGUAUUGGGAAGAGGCAAACUGCUCAAGUAUCGUACGAAAGAUGAUGAGCUUUCCCAGAAUCUCAAUGCGGAAGCCGAGGCACGCAAUGAAGAUGGCAAACCCAAUGGCACAGAUGGUCGACGGAAGGAUAGUAACCAUUCCCGGAGAAACGACAUGAAAAAGGAUGGCAUUUCGGGUGAAAAAGGAAUGCAGAAACUCGGAUCAGCCGAUGGGAAGGUGGAUUGCACUUAUUGUUGGACCGUCAAGCGUGACGUCUUUGAUAUUCCCAUGCUGAUCGUUAUGAAUUUCUUGCCUUGUAUAUAG
This is a messenger RNA of Exophiala spinifera, 2097 nucleotides long. RefSeq lists its product as uncharacterized. Gene Ontology annotation, molecular function: DNA-binding transcription factor activity, RNA polymerase II-specific; RNA polymerase II transcription regulatory region sequence-specific DNA binding; zinc ion binding. Gene Ontology annotation, biological process: cellular response to starvation; regulation of DNA-templated transcription. NCBI's taxonomy places the organism in Eukaryota, Fungi, Ascomycota, Eurotiomycetes, Chaetothyriales, Herpotrichiellaceae. The coding region runs from base 1 to 2097 and encodes 698 amino acids. Gene Ontology annotation, cellular component: nucleus. The transcript is spliced from 3 exons. The record is from RefSeq and is a predicted model, not a curated record.